AUGCUGUUGCGAGCUGCAGCUGGGCUCUUCGCCUCGGCGGCGCUGGGCUUGUGCGCCUCCUUGGAGGUCGUCAAAGAUUUCGGCGAUAACCCUACCGACAUUCAGAUGUACAUCUACGUCCCCGACAAGGUGGCCGACAAACCGGCCAUCGUUGUAGCGCUGCACCCCUGCGGCGGCACAGCACCGUCCUGGUACAAAUCCACGAAGCUACCGUCAUACGCCGACUCUCACGGCUUCAUCCUCAUCUACCCGGGCACGCCACACAUGAGCAACUGCUGGGACGUGCAGAGCGCCGCCAGCCUGACGCACGGCGGGGGCGGCGACGCGGGCGGCAUCGUCAGCAUGGUCCAGCACGCGCUAGCCGCGCACUCGGGCGACGCGGGCCGCGUCUACGCCAUGGGCGGCUCGUCGGGCGCCAUGAUGACCAACGUGCUGGCGGGGUCGUACCCGGACGUCUUCGAGGCCGGCGCCGCCUUCUCGGGGGUGGCGUUCGCGUGCGCCGCCGGCGCGCCAACCUUCACGCCGUCCGCGGCAAACCAGACCUGCGCCCAGGGCCUGCAGCACACGCCCGAGGAGUGGGGGGCCUUUGUCGAGAACGCGUUUCCGGGUUACGAGGGGAGGCGCACGCGCAUGCAGAUCUUCCAUGGCCUCGCCGAUACGCUUGUCCAGCCGCAGUGCGCGUACGAGGCGCUCAAGCAGUGGUCGUACGUCCUGGAUGUGCCGUUGGAGAAGAACGUGACUGGCGUCCCGUCGGCGGCGUAUACUCAGAUGAUCUACGGGGAUGGUACCAAGCUGCAGGGUUACUUUGGCGAGGGAGUCGGGCAUAUUGCUCCCGUGAACGAGGAGCUGUUGCUUACGUUCUUUGGCAUUCUGUCGGGGACUUAG
Messenger RNA from Phialemonium atrogriseum, 885 nucleotides. Its product is annotated as Alpha/Beta hydrolase protein. Gene Ontology annotation, molecular function: hydrolase activity. The coding region runs from base 1 to 885 and encodes 294 amino acids. Gene Ontology annotation, cellular component: extracellular region. The transcript is spliced from 2 exons. Lineage: Eukaryota; Fungi; Ascomycota; Sordariomycetes; Cephalothecales; Cephalothecaceae. The record is from RefSeq and is a predicted model, not a curated record.